GCGCAUUUUCCUUCGGAAGGCAAGCGGAGAAAAGGACAAGGCUGCCCGCGCUUCCGAGCCAUUCAGCCGUCCCCGCGCCGACCCGGGCGCCUCCCGGGACGCGAGACCCCCUCGGCCGCUUCUGCUCGUUCCCCCUCCAACCCCGCCACAGACCCUGGAAACCACCCCGGUCCGCCAGCCCCGAAGGGCGACCCAGCUCGGCAACGGUAGAGGGCGAGGGGGGCGUUCUAGCCUCCGGCUCGCUCGGCGACCUUCUCUUUUUCUCCCACCUCCCGCCCCACACAGAAACACCCCGCAGUGCGCGUGUGAGGGCAACUCCCCUCUUCCAGAAUCCCUUUUCUCGCCUGGGCGGCCGGUGGCGGAAGGGGAGACGCGAGAGGUAGGGCGGGCAGCGCUUUCCCGGUCUCGCUCUUGUCCUAAGUCGGCAAGGCGACCUCCCGCAGCUUCAGCCCUGCAGCCGCUCCGCUAGAAUCUUUUUAGAAAGUUUCUUGACUUCGGGCGUGAACUCAGAGAAUAGAGGCGAACGGGGCGAAGGAAGGGAGCGGGUUCUUUGCUGCCUUGAAAAGGGCUGUGGACGGGAAGAUCCUCCAUUUGCAGGAAGGUCGGUGGCCCUGAUUCUUUGUAUUUUUAACGACUUUCAUCUCCGCGCCAAGAGUCGCGAUGCGACUGCCCGCGCCAGUCCUCCUUUACGUGGUAGCCUGGGCCAGCUUUUGCCCCCAGCAGCAGGGAUCCGCCGCCGGCAGCCAGAGCGGGUCGAUCAGAGCCUUGCGCGCCUCGAACCGGCGGCGAGAUGAGAGUAAUCUUCUCACAGCCUUAUAUAAGAAAGAAGAGACCAUCAACGUUUGGGAGAACGGUUACAUCCAGAGCCCACGUUUCCCACACAAUUAUCCUAGGAAUUUGUUGCUGACAUGGAGGCUAUGUUCACCAGGAAAUGCUAGAAUACAGCUGGUGUUUGAUCAUCAGUUUGGACUGGAGGAGCCAGAGAAUGAUAUCUGCAGAUAUGACUUUGUGGAAGUGGAGGAUAUUUCCGAAAUUAGCACCCUCAUCCGAGGACGGUGGUGUGGAUAUAAAGAAGCUCCUCCCAAAAUAACAUCAAAGACAAACCAGCUGAAGAUCACCUUCAAAUCAGAUGACUUCUUUGUGGCUAAACCAGGAUUCAAGAUUUAUUAUUCCCUGGUGGAUGAUCUUCAGCCUGUUGCAUCUGAAACCAACUGGGAAUCAGUCACAAGCCCGGUCUUGGGCAUUUCCUAUCGCUCUCCAUCAGUGACUGAUCCUACCCUUACUGUGGAAGCCCUAGAUCAAACCAUUGCUGGAUUUGAUACCGUGGAGGAACUGCUCAAGCACUUUAAUCCAGAUACAUGGCAAGAAGAUCUUGAACACCUGUACACAGAGACUGCCCCACCUCGAGGCAGAAGUUUCUAUGAAAGGAAGUCAAAAGUUGAUUUAGACAGGCUGAACGAGGAGGCAAAGCGUUACAGCUGUACUCCAAGGAAUUACUCGGUCAAUGUCAGAGAGGAACUGAAGCAUACCAAUGCUGUUUUCUUUCCUCGCUGCCUCCUUGUCCAACGCUGUGGAGGAAAUUGUGGUUGCGGCUCUACAAAUGGGAAAUGUGCUUGUACGGCAGGAAAACUGGUGAAAAAGUAUCAUGAGGUGCUGAGAUUUGUCCCUGAAGCAGGUCAUCUCAGGAGGAGGGGUAGAACCAAGAACAAUAUGGCACUGAUUGAUAUUCAACUGGAGCACCAUGAACGUUGCGACUGUGUCUGCAGUGCAAAGCCACCGCGAUAAAAGCAGAGAACCUGGUUUUAUUUGCAACUUAGAGGACCUCUUUCUCCUGAAGAAGGAGCUGUCCAUGCUGAUUUGCCCAGUGACCACCGAACUUUGCUAAAAGCCUGCAUCCAUAGCCUUUUGAUUUAAAGUGCUAAGUGCCAUGACAGCUUACCAUUAAUAAAGCAGAUUGACAACUCUGAAUGCAAAUCUGGGAUUAAGUGUUAGAAAACAAGUGAACUCAAGGGCUGAAUUUUUCAUGCCUGCAAUGAAAUCUACCUGCAUGAUGGCAGCACUCUUUUGGCUGAAUUCAUAGUUGGCUUUUAAAAUUCUUCAUGCGUGCAUGUACUCACAAUACUUUUGCACAAAAUUCUUUGCACAAACACACUUAAGCACACUUACAGUGUAAAUUAAGGAAAAAGGAAUUCUGUAUAUGCGAAAUGGCUAAUGCAGUUUAUAUACAACCACCAAAGUCCAACAAAUACAGGUGUGUUAGGUUUACAGAACCCUGCAAUGGAAGUAAAAGACUGCAUCUAGCAAUACAGGCAUUCAUACCUAGAUAUAUGCAUUACAGCAGACAGAUCACAGCAAGCAAGCUUGUACAUUAAGCAAGCUGGAUCCAAGUGUGCUAGGGUCCAUAUAUAAUCUGCUUAUUUACAUAGAUUUAUGAAUUACUCUCCAUGGAACUGGCCUUGUUUCCUCAAAAUGCAAGUUCCAAAAUACCACACAGAUAUUCAUUCAAAUUAUUAGCUUUCAUUGGUGUGUGAAGUUGUCACCAAACAUUUUAGCAUAUUGUUAGAAUAGGGUCAGUCUAUUAUCAAGAGCCAUACUACUCUUCAGGCAGUACCCUAAAGAUCAGUAUACUUCCCAUUUUAGAGUUUCAGAAGAACUUCCUAGAAUUCUUGCUAUCUAGAUCAGAAAGAUCCUUCCUCAGCGUUGUAAAUAAAUGCAUCUUUUGGGCUUUGGCAACCUUCCCCAAGCUGAUUCCUUCCAGAUAUGUUAGAAUCAAACUAAGAAUUCUGGGAGUAGUCCAACACAUAUGGAGGACCACAAGUUGGAGAAGAAAAGCUGGAUUGAAACCUUCAACACACUAUUGUGCUGAAAGGAAGUGGUAUAUCCAUUCAACUAAUUCAGUGGUAUAAACUUCACAAGCUCUUCAUUUCUGGAUUCCAUGCCAAUCUGGUUUAGAUAAGCCAAGUAGUAUGCACAUUUUUUCAAAUUAAAUAGUUUGACUUCAAAAUGGGCUGUUCCAUCCUACAGGGCUGUUUCAAACUGAGCAUGUUUGUGGUAUAACUGGAAUAGCUUGCUGUGGGUCUGGAAUAACCUAUUUCAAAUCAACAUUUUGCCCACCCCUAACAUAAACGCUGAACUCUAGGCAUAAAAAAAGCAAGCUAUCUAACUAAAAAUCCUCUGUUCCAAGUAAAACGUAUCUGGUUUAGUGAUGACUAUCAGCAGAUCCAGAAGCUGGAUGUGUGAUUUCUGCCUCUUUCCCCUUCUCUCCUAUUUCAUAUAAUAUUUUAUUUGUUUGUGUGUAGAGUAGUUCUGAUA
Candoia aspera is the source of this 3312-nucleotide messenger RNA. RefSeq names its product platelet derived growth factor D (gene PDGFD). Gene Ontology annotation, biological process: positive regulation of MAP kinase activity; platelet-derived growth factor receptor signaling pathway; positive regulation of cell migration. Gene Ontology annotation, molecular function: growth factor activity; platelet-derived growth factor receptor binding. Lineage: Eukaryota; Metazoa; Chordata; Lepidosauria; Squamata; Candoiidae. The coding region runs from base 661 to 1785 and encodes 374 amino acids. Gene Ontology annotation, cellular component: membrane. The record is from RefSeq and is a predicted model, not a curated record. The transcript has 7 exons.